Molecule: messenger RNA, 576 nt
Organism: Ascochyta rabiei
Lineage: Eukaryota; Fungi; Ascomycota; Dothideomycetes; Pleosporales; Didymellaceae
Product: translation machinery-associated protein 20
Exons: 3
Coding region: 1-576 (191 amino acids)
Biological process (GO): formation of translation preinitiation complex
Molecular function (GO): RNA binding
Source: RefSeq, a predicted model, not a curated record
AUGUUCAAGAAAGACAUCUCGGCCGGCGCAAAGUCGAAAGUAAAAUCGAGCGCCCAGCGCGCAAUCCGGUCCAAGGUCCUCGAAGAAUACCCCAAACUUGAGCCCUACAUCGAAGACAUCCUACCCAAGAAGGAGCAGUUAGACCUCGUCAAGCUACCCGAUCGCGUGUCCCUCUACACCCUCAACUCGACACCCCUCUUCUUCCAACACAUGGACGACGCCAUCAUCCCCCAUCUGACCCUCGUACACAAGUACCCCACCGCCUUCCACCGCCUGCGCAUCGAUCGCGGCGCAAUCCGUUUCGUGCUCUCGGGCGCCGCGCUCAUGGCACCGGGCAUGACUUCUCCUGGGGGCCGUCUGCCAAGCAAAGAUUUGUCGCCAGAGGACCAGGAGCGGUAUGGGUCAGAGGAUCUGGAGGCCGGAACGGUGGUGGUGAUUGAGGCCGAGGGCAAGGAGACGGCGUGUAUGGUUGGCGUGCUGAAGAUGGGGACUGCAGAGAUGAGGGAGAAGAAGAAGGGGCAGGCGUGCGAGGCUGGGCACUACCUGGGAGACGGGCUGUGGACCAUGGCUUUGUGA